This is a messenger RNA of Mycena indigotica, 516 nucleotides long. RefSeq lists its product as uncharacterized. NCBI's taxonomy places the organism in Eukaryota, Fungi, Basidiomycota, Agaricomycetes, Agaricales, Mycenaceae. The transcript has 3 exons. The coding region runs from base 52 to 516 and encodes 154 amino acids. The record is from RefSeq and is a predicted model, not a curated record.
UCUAGAUCUCGUCAAGAUCUCGUCUUUCUCAAUUCACUGUGCCACACACUGAUGUAUAGACGGCCAAGAACACGGUUUCCUGCCACCCUCCCUUUUGACCAACCACCAGCGCGCGUGGACCAGGACGAUCCCCGUGGUGUGACUCCCUUAUAUAUCCUUGCGUGGAGGGUUCCCCCUCGCGACUUGGGCUUGUAUCCUCGACAAUUUUCCACCGUCAACCCAUACUACACUAAGAUGUGGUGCGAGGCGCGGGAGAAAGAGGACAUGAAACAGCACAUAUCGCGGCCUUUGGUCUUCAACUGCAUUCGUGACGAUGAAGACAGCGAUGUCAUGUACUUUGUCGUCGACUCGAAUAACAAGAGGCGCAGAAUCGCACUGGACUCGCUCGACAUGCGUCUUGCCAAGGAGACGCUUGAGGAGUUCUAUGACCCAAGAGAUGAGCCAGAUGCAAAACUUGGCAAUCCACUGUGGUACCGUGUUGGAUCGUUUGACGAUCACGUGCCCGCGACGACUUGA